Messenger RNA from Knipowitschia caucasica, 330 nucleotides. The record is from the annotation of a GenBank genome assembly. NCBI's taxonomy places the organism in Eukaryota, Metazoa, Chordata, Actinopteri, Gobiiformes, Gobiidae.
AUGGAGCAUGUCGUGGAUACAGCGCCCCGAAUUGGGCCAAAGACAGACAGUAGGGUGAGAUACAUCAUUAUUCAAUUCACAAGGCGAAACCACAGAGAUGGUUUCUGGAAGAUCAUGGCGGAUCUCAUCAAAGGAGGACAGAGAAGCGAGAGCAGCGCUGUAGCCCUGCAUCAGCCCUGCAUCAGCCCUGCAUCAGCCCGGCAUCAGCCCGGCAUCAGCCCUGCAUCAGCCCUGCAUCAGCCCUGCAUCAGCCCUGCAUCAGCCCGGCAUCAGCCCGGCAUCAGCCCUGCAUCAACCCUGCAUCAGCCCUGCAUCAGCCAAGCACGUUAA